Molecule: messenger RNA, 2811 nt
Organism: Olea europaea var. sylvestris
Lineage: Eukaryota; Viridiplantae; Streptophyta; Magnoliopsida; Lamiales; Oleaceae
Exons: 8
Coding region: 274-2397 (707 amino acids)
Source: RefSeq, a predicted model, not a curated record
AAGACGGACAUGCUCUCAAACUCAGUAGAUUGGAGGUCACCGGUCAGGGGUGUUAUGGUAAUUUCAUAGCAUCUAAAAUCCAGGAAACAAAACCCACCUCCGUCUCCCCUUCCACCGCUACCACUUCUCUUACUCCAAUUCUCUCCGGCAAACUUUGUUCAACUUUUCGAUCAUCAUUAUACCCGCCGAAAACUUCAUACUUCCCGUCGAAUCCUAAACCCACAUCUCACAACUAUACGUACACAUUCUGUUUCUAUACCUCAUAAUGCACGAAUGGCUCAGUACAGGCAAUCCGGAGGUUUCUUCAAUAGCAAUGGCGGUAUGCGAAACGGCGGAGAUCAACUAUCGAUCGGCAUGCGCGGUGGCGGAACCACUUCCUCAGUGCCAUACCACCACCGCCGUCGAUUCAAAGGCCCACACGAUUACAAGAUCUCGAUCGGCUGCUGCAUCGUGAUACUCGCCUUCAUACUCUCCGUUUCGGUUUUUUUCUAUUUUGCAUUGCAAAGUAAAGGAGCAGAUACGAACUGGUAUAGAUCUCAAGACAAUGACAUAGAAAAUGAUACUGAUUUUCUCAUGAAUGUGACCCGGACACAGAAAUCCAAAGAACUCAAGUUUGGACGUGGAUCUGUUUUGCAUGGCCGGGAUUCAAGGUAUUGGGACAAGGAUGACAGAAGAAGAGAUGUAGAUUACAAUGAAGAGGAAUUGAACCGAGGCCGGGAUGGUUCCACAAAUAAGGUUCAUGCUGCAAUCAGAAUUAGGGAUAAGAAGUCUUCUACUACUGGUUCUCAUAAAGCUUCGGAUAACAGAAGAAAUGGUUUAUACAAUGAGGCCGGGCGUGACGAACUGAAAAUGUAUGAAGCUGAGUAUGAGGCUUCUUUAAAGAGUAGCGAACAGUCUAAACAUGUACAUAGCAAUAAAAAUCAGCAAUCAGGUGACGCUGAUUGGAGAAAGCAUGGAUCUGCUGAUGAUGAAUAUGAUGAUGGUAUUGAUUUACAGGAUGACGAAAUCAAAGACGAUGAUGAUGUUGGACAUGAUGAUGAGGAGCAUUCUGGUGGCCAUGAAUCCCACAGGAUUGAUGGUGGAGAAUCUUCUCAUCUGCGCGAUGCAAGAAACAAAAACCAGAAAAAUGUUGAGGAAGGUGAUAAAGUUUCCUUUGAUUUGGCCAAUGAGGAAUCACUUUCAAUCUCCCUGCAUUCCAAAAUCAAAGUCAAAUCCAGACAUGUCAGUUCUCUUGAUGGUCAAUCUGUUCGAAGAACAAAUCCUGAAAGGCACUCAGGUUCCAAAAGGAAGCCAAAACGCCGAAGAACCUCUGGUUCAUGUGAGAUGAAAAUGUUGAAUUCCUCUUCACUGCUUGUAGAGCCUUUAGAAAGUAGAAAAUUUGCAAGAUUCUCUCUACAAUAUACAGAAACAGAAGAGAAGCCCACUGAAGAUGAAAGAUGGUUACCCAAAUUCGCUGGACAUCAGAGACUCAAAGAAAGGGAAGAAUCGUUUAUUGCCCAUGAUCAGAAAAUAAACUGUGGCUUUGUGAGAGGUCCAAAAGGGUCUUCAGGUACAGGAUUUGACUUGGCUGAAGAUGAUGCAAAAUACAUGAGUAGUUGUCACAUUGCUGUGAUGUCUUGUAUAUUUGGGAAUUCAGAUCGCUUGAGAUCGCCAGUGGACAAAAUGGUCUCUCGUUUGUCAAGGAAAAAUAUAUGUUUUGUAAUGUUUGUGGAUGAAGUUACUUUACAUAUGCUUUCUUCAGAAGGUCAAGUGCCAGAUAGAAUGGGCUUUAUUGGGUUGUGGAAGAUUGUGGUUGUGAAGAAUCUUCCUUACACUGACAUGCGGAGAGUUGGGAAGAUACCAAAAUUUUUGCCACACCGUCUUUUUCCUUCAGCCAGGUACUCAAUUUGGUUGGAUAGCAAACUUCGUCUCCAACUCGAUCCAAUGCUUAUCUUGGAAUAUUUCCUGUGGAGGAAAGGUUAUGAAUAUGCUAUAUCCAAUCACUAUGACCGCCAUUGUUUAUGGGAAGAGGUUGCCCAAAAUAAGAAGCUUAACAAGUACAACCAUACUGUUAUAGACGAACAAUUUGCAUUCUAUCAAAACGAUGGGAUGAAAAAAUUUAAUGCAUCAGAUCCGAACAAGCUUCUUCCCAGCAACGUACCUGAAGGGUCUUUUAUCGUUAGGGCUCACACACCAAUGUCAAACUUGUUCUCUUGCCUUUGGUUUAACGAGGUUGAACGGUUCACUCCUCGUGACCAGCUGAGUUUUGCCUAUACAUAUCACAAGUUGAGAAGAAUGAACCCCGAGAAACCCUUUUAUCUCAAUAUGUUCAAGGACUGCGAGAGGCGAAAGAUUGCAAAGUUGUUCCAUCACAGAUCAGAGGAGAAAGGGAAUAUCACCCUACAUGAAACGGCAUAGUUUCAAGACGACUUUGAGCCAUAUCUGAGAAAUCGAUUCAUUUUUUUUGUACAAAAUGAUUCACCAUGGGUAAACCAUUUCUUUCCAAGUGAUAGCAAAGUUGCAUAGUGGUGAUUCUGAUAUCACACAAUGAAUGUAGAUUGCCAAAUUACCAUGAAGAAUGAUAGAUGCAUACUGAUUUGAUUGACGUGAAACAAGAAAAACAAGUUCAGUUUUGGUGGCUCCUCAUUCUACUUGAAGGGGAAAAGGGAUAGUCAAUUCAUAGAGCCUAUGUUGAUUUUAAUCUCCAAUAUCAUAUGUAGAAAAAUGAAGCACCCAAUAUUUUUAUACCAGAUAUUAAAUAAUGAUAAUUCAAUUCCACUUUGUAUUUUUUUUAAAGAAUUUUCGGUGCCAUUUUGAUCUCAGAUUGAUAUA